UCUCCGUUGAUCCGAGUUUGUUACACCACCACCACCUUCUAAUGAAUGAUUGGCCUGAAGACGCUCAUCUGCCCAUUGAUAUCCUACCUAUCGUCGCCAGACACUUGGCUUCUGACAGAUCUCUCCACAGCCUAGCGACGCUUCUCCAGCUUUCCACCGAACAUCAUCGUCAGUUACAAUCCCUACUGUACUCGGAUCUAGUCUUUUCGUCCGACGCCUCGUUCGCCUCUUUUCUUCGAGCGACCGAGAACCGUAUCGAGCUCUUGUCCCUCGUGGAAAUCGUAAAGAUCGAUGAGGUGCCGUCUCAUGAUACGACAGAGCAGGUGCUGCGACUGGUCGAACGAGUUCCAGGUCACCGAAUUUUCCCCCGCGUCCAUACGGUGAUCGUAUCAGAGUAUGCGCUUCGACAGCUGGCGGAAUCGGCCCCCUCAGUCGUCUACAACGCCUCCAGGGCACUGUUCAAGCGUCAAGAAGCUUUCUUCCGACUUGCUCAACCUCGGAUACUGCGAGAGGUAUGUCCUGGAGAUCUCCGCACAUCGAUCCCUAUCAGUGAACUCGUCGGACUCGCUGCUCGCCUUCAGGAAUCAUGGGCCAAAUUGGAAUGCAUCGAGCGACGGGGCGCAGAGAGUGAUUCAAUCUUGUCUUUGACAUUCGUCCCUGGCGCACAUGUCGUCCUGGGCUUUCACCUGGUCCGAUUGCCCCAAUGUCGAUUUCCAGUGGGAUGGAGUGACACCCUCGUGGCUGCCUAUCUGUCGCUACUCUGCAGACGAGGGCAACCAGAGAGAAUGGCAGAUGAGACGGUCGAGGAUGCGUCGUGGCCUGAAAGUCGACGCCAGGCCUUUCUGCGUUAUAUCCAAUUUGGAUUGGCGACGGCUCUGGAGCGAGGCUCAUCUUCUACUGUCCAGCGCAAUGCGCCUUGGAAGCUGGCUGUCAGUGUUGGACCCAUGAGAUCAUGAC
Molecule: messenger RNA, 957 nt
Organism: Kockovaella imperatae
Lineage: Eukaryota; Fungi; Basidiomycota; Tremellomycetes; Tremellales; Cuniculitremaceae
Exons: 1
Coding region: 42-956 (304 amino acids)
Source: RefSeq, a predicted model, not a curated record